Molecule: messenger RNA, 414 nt
Organism: Penicillium antarcticum
Lineage: Eukaryota; Fungi; Ascomycota; Eurotiomycetes; Eurotiales; Aspergillaceae
Product: DUF504 domain-containing protein
Exons: 2
Coding region: 1-414 (137 amino acids)
Source: RefSeq, a predicted model, not a curated record
AUGGCGUUACCCCUGCAGGAAACAGAUGUGACCUGCGAAAACGUAGAGAACCAAGUCUCCGUUUCGCCGAAGUCCCUAGAGAUUAAAAAUCGGAGCCCAUCACCUGAAUAUGACCCCAAGGCUGGCGAAAACAGACUUCGCCCGGCAGGAGACAUUAUCAACCGUAUAACCUGGGACUCGGACUUUGAGCGCAACAACUAUAUCAUCGGGUUCGUGGAUCGAUUUGAAGGUCAACUGGAGGUCGGCAUGGAUAGUUGGAAGAAAGAAACCACUCAUGAGGAAUUCAUCCCGCAACAUCGAGUGCUUUAUAUUCGACACAUAAAUGGCGAAAUCGUGUGGGACCGGAGGAGACGGAUUGACAAGAUCUUCAGCAGCGGAAACUCGGCGUUCAGCGAACUUGCCUUUCUUGCGUGA